GAACCUUACACCAUGUCUGAUGAACUUGUAGGGACGUGUUGCGCGCUCGGACUCACUGCGUGCUGCGAUGUCUUGACUGGAAUAUGUCUCGACUUUAUGUCAAUACGGCAUUCAUGCACAGAACACCUUUGCGACUGCUGCUCGUGUAGAAAGGCUCUUGACGAUACGGUACCUGAUGUUGAAAGAGAGCCGCUCAUCUGCGGAGACAGACAGCCUAGUCCCCAUCCAUUGAUGCGUAGCACUGAGUGCUCGUAAUCAUAGGCGCGCACGCUCGUUGAUACCGUACCAUAGUUGAUAUUACUAUCUUAGUGUUGUACCAUCACUGUAUCUCAUACCACAUCAAAUUAAUAUGGACAACUACCAAAAGGUAUAAUAACCAAU
Molecule: messenger RNA, 381 nt
Organism: Suillus paluster
Lineage: Eukaryota; Fungi; Basidiomycota; Agaricomycetes; Boletales; Suillaceae
Exons: 3
Coding region: 13-255 (80 amino acids)
Source: RefSeq, a predicted model, not a curated record